CCGCGUUCCCCUCCCCUCAUUGUCAGCGCCCGCACCCGCCGCCCGAGCCCGGAGCCCCCGCGGGCUGCGGUGCCCAAGCCCGGGCUGGAGCGCAGCGCGGGAAGGGAGGGAGGGCAGCGCGGCCGCUCCGCCGCCCAGGGUGAGAUCGUUUCCGUUCAAAGCAACGGGAACGUACCGGGAACACACGAGGUGUUAAAGACCGCACCUUUCACCCAAAAGGAAUAAAAACAGAAACAUGGCAGAAUUGACAAGCUACAAGGAGACCUCAAACCGGCACCUGCGAUUCAAACUGCAGAGCCUCAGCCGCCGCCUCGAUGAGCUGGAGGAAGCCACCAAAAACCUGCAGAAAGCGGAGGACGAACUGCUCGAUCUCCAGGACAAGGUAAUUCAGGCCGAGGGCAGCAACUCCAGCAUGCUGGCCGACGUCGAGGCCCUAAGGAAAAGGGUGCUGAAGAUCGAGGGCAAGGAUGAGGAGAUAAGGAAGGCUGAAGAGCUUUGCCGGUUGAUGAAAGAGAAGCUUGAGGAGGAAGAGGGUCUCACCCGAGAGCUGAAGUCACAAAUCGAACAUCUCCAGAGGAGGAUGGCGGAGCUGGAGAAGCUGGAGGAGGCGUUUGGGAGGAGCAAGAACGACUGCACGCAGCUGUGUCUGAGCCUCAACGAAGAGAAGAACCUGACCAAAAAGAUAUCUACAGAAUUAGAAGUACUUAGGGUGAAAGUGAAAGAACUGGAAGCAUCUGAGGACAGGCUGGAUAAAACCGAGCAGAGCUUAACAGGCGAGUUAGAAAAACUAAAGUCCUUGGCGCUGAGCUUUAUCACAGAAAGAAAACAUUUUAAUGAAAGAGAAAAGCAGAAUGAAAAAAUAAUCCAGGAGCUAACGCAGAAACUAGAACAGAACAAUAAACUAAAAAGGGCAGAUCAAACUAGAAAUGCAUCCAACUUGCUAGAAAGGUCAUCAAAUAAUCUCCUGGACAGAAACGAUUUGAGAAUUGAAGACGACUUGACUUCUGCGUUGCCCUCUAAGGAGACCAGGAGGAAGGGAAGCGUGGAUUACCUGAAGCAUGUAGAAAAUGAGACCAGGAAUAAAUCAGAAAAUCAAAAGAAUAAAAAUCAGGAAGACAACAAAGUGAAAGAUCUCACCCAAGAAAUCGAGAAGCUUAAAACUCAGAUCAAACGUUUCGAAUCUUUAGAAGAAGAACUUAAAAAAAUGAGAGCCAAGAACAACGACCUGCAAGACAGUUACUUGAGCGAACAGAAUAAAAACAAACUCUUAGCGGGUCAGCUAGAAGAAAUAAAAAUGCAAAUAAAGAAACAGAAAGAUCUGGAGAAUGGAGAGGUCGAAAAUGAAGAUACGAACUUUUCCAGCAGGGGAAAGCACGACAGGCCCAAAUACAGGGGUGUCACGGCCGAGUUGGCCAAGCACAAGCCGCGGGAGGUCUCGCCACAGCAGCGCCGGGACAGGGCGAGGAACAGAGAUUUCUGUGUCAGUAACGACAGCUACAGCCAUGGGGUUAAGCAGGUGCCCAGUCCGAGCUUAACGAACAGAAAAGCAGGAAGAGCGUCUGGUGCAUCUGCCCUGUUGGACACAGAUACAAAAAGACUGGAAGAGAAAUCUUUAGUUUCCACUUUUUCUUCUGGUGGCGUCGCACAGAGCGAGGGGAGGAGGCCCAAAGAGCAGCCGUCCGUCCUCAGCCGGUAUCCUCCCGCCGCACAGGAGCAGAAAUCGUGGAAAGCGCCUUCCAAAUCCAUCGGUGACCCGGGCCUGAGAUCCAAGGCUGAAAAGCCGUCCCAGGGCUUCCGCGGCAACUGCCCGAGCGGUGCCGAGACACCGGAUGAAAAGUCAGGUAAAGGAGAAUCGGCGGCUUCUUUGAAGCUGAAAACAGGUCAGGGAGAAGUGGGUGAGUGCGCGGGGGACGCGCUGCUGGCCCGGGGGAGCCACGGCUGUCCCAACGGCGCCGCUUCGGCCGGCCAGUUCCACCUCUCUAAAGCAGAAACUGUGAAGGCGCUAGUGGCGUCGCACAGACAGCCCUCGGAGGGGAGGGCGAAAAGAGCAAUAAUCUCCCAGGAAAAAGAAUCCGCAGACGCGUCACUCGAAAGCGCGAAGACUUCGACGUUAACGAAGCGUUCGCAUCGCUCCAGAAGUCAGGAGGACAUUCUGCAGAUCCUCACAGGUCUCGAUAAAGAAGGCAUGGAGGAGUGUUCAGCAGUGAAUCAUGUAAAUUCUGGCUUAAAGACAGACUCCAAAACCAUCCAGAGUAACGAUGAAAAACCAAAUUCAGAUGAAGAAUCAGAAAGCAGCAAAAAAAUAACCGCUCAGUCAGAUUUUGAGACAAGGAAGAAAGUCAGUUCCAAGCAGUUCUCGAAUUCCAGGGGAGUUUUUAGAGCAUCGCUUUUUGAAAAUGACAGAAACACUGCAAAUGAUGAAGACUCCACCAAGUGUAUAAAACCAUCUGAUGCCAGCACUGGAGGAUUUAAAUCCAGAAGGUCGUUCAGCCCAAGAGAAGCUCUGAGAUCAAAAGCUGUUAUUAAACCUGCGAUUGUUGAAAAGGAUAUGAAGGCAGUGAUGGGAGGGACUGUUCCUGAGGCUGAUGCAGAAAGGCAGAAGUCUGUUUUUAAAACGGUAACAAAUAAAAUGACAAGCAGCAUCACAAUCUUCCCUUCUGAGCCAACAGCUCCACGGAGCAGCGCCGAUACAUCAGCGAAGGAACGGCACGUUAGCACCAGCAACAUCAGAGUCGCUCCAAAUGAGCCUUCGCCGAUAACAAACAAUCACCCCACACCUUUUGAGAUCUCAAUUAAUAGAAGUGCUCUGAAAUUAUCCGAGACAGACAGAACUGGAGAGGCGGCGCCGAGGAGUAAAGCGGAGACAGUGAUCUCCAGGAGCAGCAUUGUGAUAAAGACUUCCGAGCUGGCGGAGCGGAGCAGCGAGCUGCUUGCGGAGACAAUCAGCUGGAAGAGCCAUGGAGCUUCGGAUGCAGCUUCAUCCGACACGAAACAUGUCACUGUGAGGAGCUCCUGGAGGACGAGACAAGGCUUACAUUCCCUGGAGGACUCUCCAACCAAAAGCGCAGUUUCCAGUGCUACAAACACGUGUAGGUCCUCAGUGGACCUCUCCGAAAUGGAAAGGAGCAGCGCAAGAACGAACUCGGUGGAGCAGAGCCCAGCGAGGAGCGCGGCCGAUUCCUGCAGCACCCCCGGACUGGGGGCCCGAAGGACCAAAAGUAACUUAAGUGCAUCCGAGCUGCUCACACGCCGGAGCUGCGCCAGUGAUCCCACGGCAGGUUCUGCUUGGCACCGCAACGCGCUGCCCGAUGAAGGCAAAGAUGCUGUGCCCAGUUCCAGAAGAAAACAGUCCGGCUCUUCUGAGCACCUCUCGCAGGUGGACACGCCAGGGAGAAGAGCAGCGGUGAAAACGGAGCUGCCGGACCCCGAAUCCAACCCCCACGCCCCGCUGGGUCUGCAGGCGGACGAGCAGGGUCCUUCCCGUGCCUGCCGGACAUCUCGGAGAUGAGCUGUGUUCCCUUCCACUCAACCAACACGCUGCACAGUGGAGCACGAGGUGGGAUGGUACCACGCUCACGGGUGUCACACCUGUUUGUACCCUCUCCAGAGGCUGAAGCCAGUUUCCUAAUGCGAUUUGCAAGGUACAGGAGCUUUCCCAGUUAAUUCUUUUUCUUCAUUCGUUGCUGAAGAGGCAGCUGCAGAGACUUUGCUCAGGGGACUCCCACUUCUCAUCUCUGUACCUGCAAUCUCCGUAGGACAACAGGUCUGUCUCCAUAUGGAAACUGUAGCCACUCUGGACGAUGGUACUCCCUGGACAAGAGAGAACUGCUUGCUGAUCACUUGCAUUUAGACAUGAUCCCUGUGACUACAGCCCACCAGCCCAGGACAGCCCCUGUCGGGCCUUGUCAGGGUCUGUUGGGCUCUGUUGGGCUUUGUCAGGCUUUCUCAGGCCAUGUCAGUCUUAGUUGGGCCCUGCUGGACUUUGUCGAGCCCUGUCAGGCUUUGUUGGGCUCUGUCAAGCUCUGUCAGGCUCUGCCAGUUCCUAGGGAGCGUUUGCAUUCUUCUUGUUGGCUUUGGUUGUGGUUAUCUCAGUGCCCAUGUUCUUCACACCCUCUUUGUCUAGGCAGGAUGAAACCACCCCCCUGGUUGAUUUACACAUUAAGCAGAGCAGAAAAUGUUGUAAGCAGCAGUUUUUUCCUUAUCGCUGUCAGUCUCCAUGACAAGCUUUGCAUGACCUGCUCAUCACCGUCUGAGCUGAACCAGCGGCAGCGAAACCUCCUCCUGACUUCACCUGAAGCUUCGUGUCCAUCCCACUCUGCAGACAAGCGGGAUGUCCUUGUUCCUUCCAAAAAUAGGGUGGACAUGAUCUCGGUCUGUCGCCCUUUGUGGAGCAGCACAUCCCCACGUGUGGGACCCAGGGGCGGGCAGAGGCUGCUCCACACCCACAGGCACAGGGACGGUGCUGCCCACGCUCAGCCCCACAUCUCACCCCCCACAGCAGCCACCGUCUGUCUGUCUGUCUGUCUGUCUGUCCACACCCACACAUCUGGGAAUUACCCGCCUCUAUUCUGAGAGGCAAAUGAAUCAAACAAACCAAAACAGCUGGUUGGAAAAUAUCUAUGAAAACAUUUAUAUAAAAGUGUUUUAAUUAGGUGAUUUUUUUUGUUGUUGUUUGGAGGAAGGGAAAAAUUAUUUUUGAGAAAAAAGCAUUUUCUUCUGCAGCUUUUAGAUGGUUUCCCAAAUUUCUAUUUUUAACUCUUCAUUUUAUUCUUUUAUAUUUCAUGCUAUGUGUAAGCAUCAAUUUGCUUAACGAGAUAAAAAGAUAAUGCUUUUAAGUUAGUACUAAGUGGCAGCUCAAAUAAUCUUAAAUUAUAUUAAAAUAAAUUAUAUCACCUGCUGUUACCAGUUCACAACACGGCAAGGGGAUGAAUGACCGUGAAGUGUAAUGGGAGAAGCUUUUAAACUCAAAAUCCAAACUAAAACUCGGCUUCCCCAUCAGCUUUUCGACCGACACCACAACCCCACGGCUCCUCAGGUGGUGGAAUCAGCAUCAUUUCUCCUUUUUCCAGCUGCCUCGGUCCUUUGUUCAAUAUUUUACCUUGAACUCUCACUACUUGUUAAAAAGUGAACACGGAUGUCACUCGGUGGCUACACCGGGUUGUUUUCACCACAACUGAGAAAGAAAACCCUCCUUAAAAACCGAAAGGGGCCACGUCCUCUACCCACGAGUGCAAUAGGAGCUGAUUGUAUUAUUGAACUUAUAGCAAUGACUUCAGGAAACACGAUGUGUUUGACUCAAAUUGCACAUUUUUGAACGGCUGUAAAAUAGAAUCUAUGUGUAAAUAUUGCCAUCAUUGAAGUGGUUGUAAUUUUAGCAUAUAAAUAUAACGGGCUUUCCAGCGGGCUUGAUGACGCUGCGAGGCCGAGCGGUGAGUAAUUCCAAAGCUGUAAAUGUAUUUAGUGUACAGAGGAAACGGAGCUGCUGGUCCUUGGUGCUUCAAGAGACACGUGGGCAACGUCCUGGCUCCGGACUGAAGCAAUAGUCACGGCGGUGUCACCUCCAGCACAGUCGACAUCAUCUCUUGCACAUCACGGGGCGGGCAAAGCUCCGUACGCGAUGAAACACGAAGCCAUUGUUUGCAGAUGGUCGGUAACCGAAGGACCCAAAGGAUCUCUCUCCUGCCUUGGGAGGGAACGCUCCAGGCUGCACGGAAUGUAUUUUUAAGACAAAAAUCUAUUUUUUUUUGUAUUAUGCAGACAUAUAUUUGGGCUGGGGCAGCUUAGUUAGAAGACAAGUAAUGCAAGGAAUAGAAGACAAAUAAUGCAAGAAAUUCACAGACUCAUCCAAGUUAAGCCAAUUUUCCAGUAUUGCCUAUUUCCCUAAAACUCUUAGAGCUCUCAGCACUGUUCGCCCUCUCGACACGCGCAUAGAGGGAAACCAGCUCAUUCCUCCCCAGGAUACAGAUGGUGCUCAACCUCCUUAUUCUGCAUGCCAAAUGAAACACACACCCUUAUCUGCAUGUCUCUCCUGACUCGAAUGCUGUCAGCUCUGCAGUAUAUAACCAAUAAAAACUCUUCUCUUUUUA
Columba livia (rock pigeon) is the source of this 6086-nucleotide messenger RNA. RefSeq names its product leucine zipper protein 1 (gene LUZP1). Bases 236 to 3508 code for a protein of 1090 amino acids. The record is from RefSeq and is a predicted model, not a curated record. The transcript is spliced from 4 exons. NCBI's taxonomy places the organism in Eukaryota, Metazoa, Chordata, Aves, Columbiformes, Columbidae. Gene Ontology annotation, biological process: neural fold bending.